AUGACCCAAAAAAACCAAACCCAGAGCCUCCGGGAAGAACUGACCUGUGCCAUCUGCUAUGACCUUUUCCGGGACCCAGUCAUGCUCGAUUGCAUGCACCAUUUUUGCAAGGAGUGCAUCCAGCGCUAUUGGAACAGAUGCUCACGAGUUGCCACCUGUCCCCAGUGUCGGCAAGAGUUUCCCGCACGGUCCUUCCGCCCCCACUACCUGGUUGCCGGAGUUGUGGAAACAGUUCGGGAGGCCUCCUCCGAGGAGCACAGAAGAAGAAUGCAGAAAAACUUCAGAGAGGCAUUCCAGUCUUUUCAGCAGGAUCGAGAAAAACUGAUAAGAAUGAAACAUGUGGCAGAAGAGAGUCUCAGCAGCCUCCUGAAAAUGUCUGGCGAGCUGAACGUAAAGAUCCGAGCAGAAUUUGAGCAUCUUCGUCGUGUCCUGGAGGAAGAAGAAAGAACUGUGCUGAUGGAACUGGCCAGAGAGGAGGAACAGUGGGUGAUAAGACUGCAAGGAGAGUCUGCACGCUUAGAACAGGGGAUCUACGAGUUGAAGAAAAACAUGGAGCACAUUCAGCAAAACCUUGAAAAACUGGAGAACUCAUUGCUGCUGGAGGUGGAAAAUGUGACUGUCAGGCCAGCCAUGCAGGUUGAAGCAUUGCCUGCCUUUAGCCUCGAGCAGCACAUGGACAAGUAUGAUGGACCCUUGCAGUACAUAUUUUGGAGGAGGAUGCUGAAAUCAGUCAAUCCAGCUCCUGCGCCUCUGAUCUUCGAUCCAGAAUCAGCCCAUCCUAACCUGAUCCUCUCCAAAGACCAGACUUCAGUGACAGAGAGAGAGAAGCCUUACUGUGUGUCCAGCAGCUCCAGCCGUUUCCUCAAGUGUGUGAACGUGCUGGCAAGACAGUCCUUUGAGAGCGGGAGGCAUUACUGGGAGGUCUGGGUGGGCAGCAAGGCCAAGUGGGACCUAGGAGUGGCAGCGGGUUCCAUAGAUCGGACAGCAAAAGUCAGGCUGUGCCCCGAGAAUGGCUACUGGGCUCUGAAAUUGCGGGGAAACUCUGAAUACUGGGCUGCAGCUACUCCCCAGGUGCGCCUUGAGCCCCAGUGCAUGGUGAAAAAAGUGGGUGUCCUGUUGGACUGCAAGGAGAACAAGGUGGCCUUCUACGAUGCUGAGGACAUGUCCCAUCUCUUCACUUUCCAUCAGGCUACAGCCUGCAAGUUCUACCCUUUUUUCAGCACUUGCUUCAGUGAUGGCAGUAAAAAUGCAGAGCCCAUGAGAAUCUGCCAUCUGAGUCUCUAAGGGUGCCUUGUAGCCUU
Messenger RNA from Euleptes europaea (tarantolino), 1301 nucleotides. Its product is annotated as nuclear factor 7, brain-like. The record is from RefSeq and is a predicted model, not a curated record. The transcript is spliced from 6 exons. Lineage: Eukaryota; Metazoa; Chordata; Lepidosauria; Squamata; Sphaerodactylidae. The coding region runs from base 1 to 1284 and encodes 427 amino acids. Gene Ontology annotation, molecular function: protein binding.